AUGGCCUAUAAUAACUUGGAAGGAAGCAUACCAGAGGAGAUAGGCCAUUUGAAGAACUUGAUAGUUUUUGCAAUAGCAGUGAAUACUUUGUCAGGUGCUCUUCCUUCCUCACUUUACAACCUUUCAUCUCUCACUGUGAUAUCAUUAGCAGUAAACCAUUUGAACAUAACUCAGCUUCCAUAUAACAUGUUCUCCACCCUUCCAAAUCUGGAACAUUUAACCAUAGGCACUAUUCCAACUUCUUUUGGGAAUUUGCUUGAGAUAAAAGAAUUACGUCUCGAUGGAAACCAACUCUCAGGAGAGGCGUCACCUUCCUUAGAAAACCUUAGUGAAUUGAUUGUGUUAACAAUUUCAAGGAAUAUGGUUGAGGGAAAAAUUCCUACCACAAUUGGAAACAUGACGAGUUUGCUAAGCUUAGACCUUUCAGAAAACAAUUUCCACGGAGUUGUACCCUUGCGGGUUUUUGGUCUUCCCUCCUUGUCUAUUGUGUUAAACUUAUCUCACAACUCAUUGAAUGGAUCUUUGCCUAUUGAGGUUGGAAAGCUUAAAAACCUUGGCACUUUGGAUGUGUCUGAAAAUAAUCUCUCAGGAGAGAUUCCUUCAACCAUAGGAGAGUGCACAAUUAUGGAAUACCUUAACGUACAAAAGAACUCCUUCAAUGGGCCCAUGCCUCCUUCGCUAACUUUGAUGAAAGGUCUUACUUAUUUAGAUAUACCUCAAAACAACCUAUCUGGAUCAAUACUAAUCGACCUACAGAACAUUUCUUCUCUUCAAUACUUGAACAUUUUAUUCAAUAUGUCUAAUGGUGAGUGA
Molecule: messenger RNA, 813 nt
Organism: Neltuma alba
Lineage: Eukaryota; Viridiplantae; Streptophyta; Magnoliopsida; Fabales; Fabaceae
Product: receptor kinase-like protein Xa21
Exons: 2
Coding region: 1-813 (270 amino acids)
Molecular function (GO): protein binding
Source: RefSeq, a predicted model, not a curated record